AUGAGGUUCGGCGAAUAUCUCCGGUCUUCCAUGAUCAAGGAAUUCUACCCUUACUACAUUGCCUACGAUGAACUGAAGAAAGCUCUGAAGACCGAUUUCGUCGACGAGCCAACCGCCGAUAACACCAAGCCCGCCCGUAAGGAAUGGACCGAGGACGAUGAGACACGCUUCGUCUCCUUGCUUGAGAGUGAGCUAGAGAAGGUCUUCCUAUUCCAGAAGCGCAAGAGUGAGGAGAUUGUCGCCCGCAUUCAAGAAAGCGAGCUCGAGGUGAACGAUGUCGUCUCCCGUCUGGACAGCUCGACCGAUUCCCAUCGCCAGAGUAUUCGAACUUCUCGCCCCCCACCCACCGAUGCGAACUUCUUAAUGCUGGAGCAGGUGCUCAGUGAUAUUAUUGCCGACGUUCAUGACUUGGCCAAAUUCACUCAAUUGAACUACACGGGUUUCCAGAAGAUCCUCAAGAAGCAUGACAAAGAAACCCAAUGGUACCUCAAGCCGGUUUUCGCGACACGUCUGAAGGCCAAGCCUUUCUUCAAGGAUAACUACGACGCUUUCGUGGUUAAACUAUCCAAGCUGUAUGACCUGGUCCGGACCAAGGGUCACCCGGUCAAAGGUGAUGCAUCUGCCGGUGGCACUCAACAAAACUUUGUGCGUCAGACAACAAAGUAUUGGGUGCACCGGGAUAAUAUUACGGAGUUGAAGCUGGUGAUCUUGAAGCACCUGCCAGUGUUGGUCUUCAAUGCCAGCAAGGAGUUCGAGGAGAAGGACACGGCCAUCUCCUCUAUCUACUUUGACAACACCGACACCUGGGAACUGUACCAGGGUCGUCUGAAGAAAACUGAAGGCGCCGAGGCAAUUCGGCUGCGUUGGUACGGUGGGAUGGAAAGUGACCAGAUUUUCGUGGAGCGCAAAACCCACCGCGAGGACUGGACGGGAGAGAAGUCCGUCAAGGCGCGUUUCGUGCUCAAGGAGAAGCACGUCAAUGCCUAUCUCGAGGGCCGGAUGACGGUUGAGCAGAUCUUUGACAAGAUGCGCAAGGAGGGUAAAAAGAGCCCGGCGGAGAUUGAUGAUUUGGAGCAACUAGCCCGCGAGAUUCAAUACCGCGUCAUUACUCGCCGAUUGGUCCCUGUCACCCGUACAUUCUACCACCGCACUGCAUUCCAGCUGCCAGGUGAUGCGCGUGUUCGAAUCUCUCUUGACACGGAGCUGACCAUGAUCCGAGAGGAUAACAUGGAUGGCCGCCAACGGUCUGGGAAGAACUGGCGCCGUAUGGAUAUCGGAGUCGACUUCCCAUUCUCCCAGCUGCCUCCCGAGGAUAUCGACCGAUUCCCCUAUGCCGUGCUGGAGGUGAAGCUGCAGACCCAGGCAGGCCAGGAACCUCCCCAGUGGAUUCGGGAUUUGACUGCCAGUCACUUGGUGGAGGCAGUGCCGAAAUUCAGCAAGUUCAUACACGGAACAGCGACCAUGUUCCCUACUCGCAUCGAUCUGCUUCCAUUCUGGUUCCCCCAGAUGGGUGUAGACAUCCGCAAACCCGCCACUCGCCAAUUCGGUAUCCACCGACCGCUGGCGAGUACCUCGAUCUCCGCCAAUGAUGAAGAUUCGGAUGAUGACGAAACUCCGGUUACGGAAGAAAGCCCGCUGGAUGAACAUGCCACCGAGCACCAUAACGGAUUGUUUGAGACCAAUGGCAACGAACUGGAUAUCGAAGAGCGCGUCGCCGCCCAGCCCCUGCCUGGCGACGAAGACUACCCAUUGUACGACUCGGACGACGAAUCGGGGGGAGCGUACUACGCGCAGAAAUUGGCCAAACACUACCUCUAUCGAGCUGGUCACGCUGUCGCACAGGGUCUCAUGGCGAUAAUCCCCCGUCCCGUUCCAACAUCCCUGCCUCCCCCCGAACAGCGUGGCAUCGCUGUUUUGGGUAACCAACGACGCACGCUACAGCAAUUCCAGGCUCCCCCUGGCAAACGCAUCUUCGUUCCCGUCCGCGUGGAACCGAAAGUCUACUUCGCCGCCGAGCGAACCUUCCUCUCCUGGUUAGAAUUCUCCAUCAUCCUCGGCGGAAUCGCCGCAGCUCUUCUUAACUUCGGCACUGAAUCUGCCACCCUCAUCUCCUCCUGGGCCUUCACCAUCCUCGCCGCUGGCGCCCUCGUGUACAGUCUCUUCCUGUACAUCUGGCGCGUCGACAAGAUCCGCAAGCGCCGCGAUGUCAAGCGCGUCUACUACGAGCGCUGGGGUCCGACGGUAGUCGGCCUCGGACUUGUCAUUAUCAUCCUGCUUAACUUUGGGCUGCGCGUGCGCGAAGGCGGGUUUAUGGCUGCGCCGGGAUCGGAGGGUGAGCCUCGGCAUGGCGGACACGGUGAGUUGUAG
Penicillium mononematosum is the source of this 2367-nucleotide messenger RNA. It is a transcript of the gene vtc4, whose product is annotated as putative vacuolar transporter chaperone (Vtc4). Lineage: Eukaryota; Fungi; Ascomycota; Eurotiomycetes; Eurotiales; Aspergillaceae. The transcript has 5 exons. Gene Ontology annotation, cellular component: fungal-type vacuole membrane; vacuolar transporter chaperone complex. The record is from RefSeq and is a predicted model, not a curated record. The coding region runs from base 1 to 2367 and encodes 788 amino acids. Gene Ontology annotation, biological process: polyphosphate metabolic process; vacuolar transport; microautophagy.